UAACUACAAUAACAACAACAAGAUCAAUAAAAGCUAGUAGAAACUAAUAGAAAAGCAAAACAUCAACCAACAAAUGAACUCAAAUCAACUCAGCUCGCCAAAGCCUCGGUUCGUCGCGCAGCCACAACUCACUUUCUGUUCAUUCGAAUUGUGUUGUGAUCGAAUUUAAUUUUUGAUUCAAUUCCAUGAAUGAAUAAUCGGUGGAGUAAAUGACUGAGGAACUGAAUUGAACAAUUGACAACAAUACAUACACACAUGCAUACAUACAUACGAUAUUUAAAAUUGUAUACUUUCAUCGGACCAACAACUAGCCGCAGCCGCAUCAGAAACACAAACAGCACCACCAUCACCAGCAGCAGCAACAGCAGCAACAGCCACAGUCCACUGUUAAGUUAACGCCGAUAGUUGCAGCAGUUGGCAUUCGACAGCUGUAGAGACGGUUGCUAUGAACAACACCACUGUCUAUCUAUCACAGAUCAUUCAGUUUCGGUAUUUUCGGUAUACCAGCAUUCCGAUUGCGCUGUCGUCAUUGCAAUCAACCAACCCUUCAGGCAGCUGCGUCAUCUGCCGCGUCGUCAUGGCAUUUGUGUCGGGCCCUAACAGGAACCAAAAUUAAGAUUUGGUGGUGGUUGUGGUGGUGAUGCCGAAUAUUUAAGUGCAGUGCUACUGGAGUUUGUGCGCGUGAAUUUGACUACACUUUCGCUUUUGUUGCAUGCAGCAUGCAGUUUGUGUGCGUAGUACUUGCAUAAGUAAAGGCAGAAAAAAGUGUUAGUGUGAAAUAAUUGAAAAAUAAGUUUAAAUUGGUAAAGAAAACUAAAUUUAAAGUGCUAUUUAAUCGUAGACUCGCGAGCGUAUGUAUGUGUGUAUGCGCGUACUCGAAAAUCACCAAGUGCACCAACAUUCUAAGUGGAUUUUUUUAAUUUGUUUUUUAUUGUCAGUGCCUAUCUACUGUUUUUUGUUUUGUUUAGUGUUCUUGUUAGCCCGGAGCGAUGCGUAUUUUAAGCACCGAAUUACGUUUACGCGUUAAAAAUCGCAAGCCGCGUCCAUUCAUGCGUGCGGCGAGUGCUGACGCCACCGUCGGUGACAGUCGCUGCAGUGUAAAUCAGGCCUUCGACGAUGCAGAUGGCGGUGGUGCGGGUGGUUCUUUUAGCAGAGACAGUGCCAUCAGUUCUCCAUCCACACCUAAUUCCUCACUUUCUUCACAAUCGAAUCUUGUUUGUGGAGGUGGUACACCAUCGCCAAAUACACCCUCUCCUGCCACACCCACUUCUCAACAAUCCGCCAAUACACCGCUGAGCGGCAAUAGUGCGAUAUACCAAACCCCUGGCAGCGGAUUUGGUGUCUCACCAUCUGGACAUAAGAACAGUUUGAAGGGUACGAAGUUAGCGCGUAGAGCGCGCUCUUUUAAGGACGAUCUAAUCGAGAAAAUCUCCAUGAUUCGCACACCCAACAACACUUUGGGAAGAUCCCAUUCCCCACAUAGUCCGCGUAGCAAGCCCAUGAAACCCCCACCGACCGCCGAAGAGGUAGCCAAGUCUGCCAGUUCGCUGGAAAUGCAUGUCAAGGAUAUUUCGAAUGCUCUAAAGCACUUCUGCGAUGUUAUACUCAAGUCAAAGCUCGAGGUUCUGCCGGGCAAUGCAACCGUUAUACUUGAGACCAUCGCCAGCAUGUACACUGUUAUACAGUCCUACGCAUUGGACAAACAUAGCACCGUCCUCUUGUCGGCGACACAACAAGUGUAUCAGUCGCUUGGUAAAUUGGUGAAGCUCUGCGACGAGGUAAUGCUUAUCUAUGCAGCGCGACGAAGCGAUGACGAAGGCGGGGAAGAUCAGGCGCAAGAUGAGCAUCAACAACUUAAAGCAUUGCUCAGUGAAGAAAAUGUGAAGGAGAUUGUUGAUUUGCUGGGUGAUGCGGUGCGAAAUUUGGCGACACUGGCGCAGCAAAAACUGAAAGAGCGCGAAGAGAAUGCUUUCAAGUAUGCACCAAGCAAUGCGGACGCAGCUGCAACGGCCAACAACGCUGCCGCGUCACACAAUAACCUAAUGCGACUGCCGGUGGAAGUUGCUGGUCAACGUACAUCGCUGCCGGACAUAACGCUAACACCGAAAGAACGUGAUAUUUUGGAGAAAACCAACUCAAAUCCCAUACGCGCCUCUCACAGUACAGAGAGUAUUCUGCGCGAUACGAGUCCACCACCUAAACCGCCGCUACCAAAUAGACCACCACCGCUGCCGCCCAAACGUCGUAGUCAACAGCAACAACAGCAGAAUUCACAUAAUAAGAGCAUCAACUCGGACUUGGAUUGGAGUUCUGACAUUUCGCUUGGAAACUAUGGUGUUGAUUACAAUCUUUCGGUGCGUUCACAUUCACCGGACGAAAAUUCUAGUCAAUGUUCGCUCGAUUCGGAAUUAAAUCAUUCACGCGAGGAGGAGGAGCUGAAGUCAUUGGUGUUAGCCAAUCGUCUGAACGAGUUCAAACCACUCAUAAGCGGUGGCAAACGUGCUGCGUUGAACAAUAAAGUAGCUGGCAACAAAACAGUUGGCACUAUUGGUGGUGGAGGCGUUAGUAGCGAGUCCACCAACACACAAGCACAAAGCGUUGUCCUCGAAGAUUCCAAACGUGCUGCCGGCACUAGCGAUGACGUAGAUGAAUGUGAUUUCACACAAGCCGGCAAUGUCAAUAGCGGCGCUGGAGGCGCUAUGGAUAAACUGGAAAUGCGCAAAAAUAUUAACAAUCGUCAUUCCAAUGAAUCGGGCUUCGUCUCCAUGACGUCGGUGCGCACCUCAGCGCAGAGCGUUUCGAAACGUUCAUCAGAUUGUGGUUUUCAGUCAUCUACCAAGUCUAGUUCUAACUCAGAAAUCGCUUUUGAUGCCAUUGAAUCGUCGAGUAGUGGGGAAUUUCACACGCAAACGCAAGAGUUCCACCAGCAAACGACGUGCUUAUCCAUGACGAACACGAUAUCGUCUACAAUGAUGACUACGUCGAACAGCAUCAUGAAUAAUAUGUCCACAUUGGCGCACGAUGCGCGCUCAAUUAGCAAUACGAGCAGCGUGAGUCCCGAUCACUAUGAGAGCGGCGGACUUAUAACGGAACGUUCAGUUCACACCACCAGCAGCGCUAGUCAUGUGCAAUCGUCGUUUUCGUCGCUGGUGAAGGCUAAUAGCUUGGACACUACUUCAUCUUCGGAUGGUGGCAUGGGUUCGCAUAGUGAUCUAGUGCCGCCAGCAUUGCCGCCCAAAACGAGUCGUAACAAGGAUGCACGCAUAUUUUCUCAAUAUGAUAAUUUCGAUGAAAUCGAAGAUAACAAUAGCGAAUUAGCCGAGCUUCGUCCCCACCAUCACUAUAACAGCAAUAGCUAUAGCCAGCAUAAUCAACACGCGCUGCAACAACAUCAUAAUCAUCAUCAUCAAUAUCAGCAUCACGUGUCGCAGUGGCAGCAAACGAAACAUCAAAGUCUCAUCGAUUCACGACGUCUGGGCGGCGGUUUUGUCAGCAGUUGCACGACCAUGGGAAGUAUUGGUGUCGAUAUCAGUAGCAGUGGCGGUGCGAGUGGCACUGCGGAACAACCGCCGCCGCUACCCAUCAAGAAAAAGCACAUUUGGGCGUAUAUGGAGCUAUGUCAGGGUCCCAACCGGCCACUUGGACGCCAUACAAUGCAUAUGUACGAUUUGACGGGGAACAUCUCACACAGCCAAACAAUGAACAUUGUGCCACUACCAAAGGACUUAUCGCCACCGUCGGAGCAGGAAAUGCCGCCCGCACUCCCACCAAAGAACUACAAACAGCAACGCAAGUCGAGCGCCACACCGCCCACCAUAAUCACUACGCCACCGCCUAGUCCGAAGCCCGCACAUUUGAGCGCCAGUGCAGAUGCUGAGAAUGGGCGGCCAGCGCGUGUGCUGUCCGCCACACAAGGCAGUGAAAUGAUGUCAACCGUCUGUGAAGAGCUUAGUGAUCUUACCGAAGAAGAGCAGGCGUCACUGCGCCACUCGCAUCAGUUGCCCAACGAGAAUUGUAGUAGCCAUAUGAGUCGUCGACAUUCACCACUGCGUCGAGCAGACACACACGAAGGUACGCCGGGCUGUAGAUCUGAGAGCGCUGGGGAAGAUCAGCUGCUAGAGCAUAGUAAUUUUGGUGAUGAUAAGUGUGGUGAAUUGCAAACGGUUUCACAGGAGGAGUUGCCAAAAAUGCUGGAGGAAAUUGAUGUGACCAAAUAUUUGGUGCUGAAGAGAAAAGACGAGGAUGGGCCGGAAGUGAAGGGCGGUUACGUUGAUGCAUUGAUCGUGCAUGCGAGUCGUGUGCAGAAUGACAAUGCUUUCAUUGAUGCCUUCAUCACGACGUUCCGCACCUUCAUACAGCCAAUCGAUGUGAUCGAAAAGCUAACACAUCGCUAUACGAUAUUCUUUUGUUGCCAAAAUGACCAAAAGCAACGGGUGGCCAGGGAGACAUUCUCGCUUCUAAUGAGAGUAGUGGAUGGUUUGACGUCCAUGGACCUGACAGAUCAGCUACUGUCGCUCAUCGUGGAAUUCAAUUACCAAUUGGUAUGCGCAGGCCAAUUAUAUUUAGCAAAAACAUUGCGCAGCAUAUUUGUGGAGAAGGUGACUUUGUUCAGAGAACAACGUUUGCCACCACCCAAAGCAGAUAUGCACAUCACAGUCACCAAUCAACCCAGUCUACUCGAUCUCAAAUCAGUGGAAAUUGCCGAGCAAAUGACGCUGCUGGAUGCUGAUCUAUUUCAGAAAAUCGAAAUACCUGAGGUAUUGCUCUUUGCCAAAGAGCAGAGCGAAGAGAAGUCGCCCAAUUUGAACAAGUUUACCGAGCACUUCAAUAAUAUGUCCUUUUGGGCGCGUUCGAAAAUUCUUACUUUAUGUGAUGCCAAAGAACGUGAAAAACAUGUUAUUAAAUUCAUAAAAAUUAUGAAGCAUUUGCGUAAAAUGAAUAAUUACAAUUCAUAUUUGGCAUUGUUGUCAGCGCUCGAUUCAGCGCCCAUUCGAAGACUGGAGUGGCAUAAGACUAUUACUCAAGACAUAAAAGAAUACUGUUUGCUGAUUGACUCCAGUUCCAGUUUUCGCGCGUAUCGAACAACAUUGGCUGCAACAAGUCCGCCGUGCAUUCCGUACAUUGGAUUGGUGCUGCAGGACUUAACAUUCGUACAUGUUGGCAACCCAGACUAUUUGAAAGAAGGUGUGGUUAAUUUCUCCAAACGUUGGCAGCAAUACCAUCUAAUAGAAAAUAUGAAGCGUUUCAAAAAAUGUGAGUACAAUUUCAAGCGCAACGAACGCAUUAUACGCUUCUUUGAUAACUUUGAGUAUGAAUUGGGAGAGGAAGAGAUGUGGCAAAUAUCAGAAAGCAUAAAGCCGCGUGGCAGGCGGCCUGUACAAGCCUAAAGUGCACAAAGUGUAAUCACAUUAAAUCCACAUAUCCUGAUAGAAUACUCAAUGAGGCGGUAAAGAAGCAGCAGAGAACCCACUUAAACAUAUUUGAGGAAUAUUUAUCAAGAACCUGUGCACAUUCGAGCCUGGAGCAUAGCAUUUAAUAAGCAGCAAACGAGCAAAUAAAACAAAAUAAAAAACAUAAACAAAAAAAGAAAAAGAAACCAUAUUCACAGCUAUUAAAUAGUAAUUAAAUAUUUCAAAGCACAGUUAUAGAUUACACCACUUGCUAUCAUAAUCACAUAGUGAUAAUCAGCAUCAUGCACUCAUUGAAAGCACCUACAUAAUUCAAUGCAUCAAAAAAAGCAAAAACAAAAAAAUAUUUAAAAACUGUGAAAAUUGAAAAUUUGCACAACAGUUUGAAAGUAGUGGUAACAUUAAAUAUAUUAGCAAAGUCAUAAUGAAAAAUUAAAUCAGCAAAAAAUAAACUAGGAAAUAUAUAUACAUAUAUUAAAUCAAUCGAUGGAACAACAACAAGGCAAAAAACCAAAACCAAACCAAAAUGCACCGACACAAACACAACGAAGUUAUAUGUAUGUAUGCAUGUUUUUGUACACCCAACCAGUUUUAUGUGAAGAUAUUUAAUUGUCUCUUAACUGCAAUGGCCAAUCUAUAAGAUGAUGGUGCUUCAACUAAACAAGCAAUCAAGAUGUAUGUUUUUAUUAUUGUAAAGCAACUACAAAUCAACGAUUAAUAUUUGAACCGUCAAAAACUUUAUUAAGAAAAUGUGAGGGUGACCGCUUAGCGACCCAUAACGAAAGAACUUUAAAAGUUAGCUUUAGGUUUUAUGAAAGUUGUAACUAUGACUUUUGAGAAUUAUCUACCUAUUUGAUUUGAAUGCCAAUUUGUUUUGCUGCUUAAAUAAGCCUUUAAUGAAAGUCAUUGCUAAUGAUUACGGAA
This is a messenger RNA of Anastrepha obliqua, 6332 nucleotides long. It is a transcript of the gene C3G, whose product is annotated as guanine nucleotide-releasing factor 2. The coding region runs from base 990 to 5387 and encodes 1465 amino acids. Gene Ontology annotation, molecular function: guanyl-nucleotide exchange factor activity. The transcript is spliced from 19 exons. The record is from RefSeq and is a predicted model, not a curated record. Gene Ontology annotation, cellular component: plasma membrane. Lineage: Eukaryota; Metazoa; Arthropoda; Insecta; Diptera; Tephritidae. Gene Ontology annotation, biological process: Ras protein signal transduction; positive regulation of GTPase activity.